Molecule: messenger RNA, 1651 nt
Organism: Ananas comosus (pineapple)
Lineage: Eukaryota; Viridiplantae; Streptophyta; Magnoliopsida; Poales; Bromeliaceae
Product: methyltransferase-like protein 16
Exons: 8
Coding region: 78-1469 (463 amino acids)
Biological process (GO): rRNA base methylation
Cellular component (GO): nucleus
Molecular function (GO): 23S rRNA (adenine(1618)-N(6))-methyltransferase activity
Source: RefSeq, a predicted model, not a curated record
AUUUAACUUGCGGUUUCUUCUUCAUCGUCGUCCUCCUCAAAACCCUAGCGACACCGGGCGGAGCCGCCGCCGCCGCGAUGCCGAGCAAGAAGCGGCCGCGGCCGCGGCCGCGGCGGCGGGGGGUGGGCCAGCCCCCGGCGAUGCACCCCCGCAACAGGUACACGGAGUCGCCCCCGGACUUCGCCCUUCUCGCCUCCCUCUACCCCUCCCUCCGCCCCUUCGUCUCCUCCCCCUCCUCCUCCUCCUCCUCCUCGUCCCGGGCCUCCAUCGACUGGACCGACCCCGCCGCCACCCGCGAGCUCAGCCGCGUCCUCCUCCUCCACGACCAUGGCGUCCACUGGUGGAUACCUGAUGGGCAGUUAUGUCCCACCGUGCCGAACCGAUCUAACUACAUCCACUGGAUCGAGGAUCUCCUUGCCUCUGAUCUCAUCCCAGAGAGCUCGGUCUCGGAUGGUAGGGUUAGGGGAUUUGAUAUUGGGACCGGAGCCAAUUGUAUUUACCCGCUCUUAGGUGCAUCUUUGCUCGGUUGGAGCUUUGUUGGAUCAGAUGUGACUGAUGUGGCUCUCGAAUGGGCUAAGAGGAAUGUGGAGAGCAAUCCUCAUCUUGCAGAACUAAUCGAAGUCAGAAAUGCGAAUGAUUCAUCUUCUUCUGUCAUAGACAACACUGAAUCACUGGAGUUGGAAUCGAAGAAGGAUUGCUAUUGUGGGCCACCUAUCCUUCUGGGUGUUGUCAAAGAUGGUGAAAGUUUCGACUUUUGCAUGUGCAAUCCUCCAUUUUUUGAGAGCAUAGAAGUAGCAGGACUUAACCCAAAGACUUCAUGUGGGGGAACUGCUGCUGAGAUGGUUUGCUCUGGUGGAGAGCGGGCUUUCAUCACUCGAAUCAUCAAAGAUAGUGUUUCUUUAAAGCAUUCUUUCAGGUGGUUUACAUCAAUGGUUGGGAGGAAAGUGAACUUAAAAUUCUUAGUGUCGAAAGCUCAUGAAGUUGGGGCCUCCGUUGUAAAGACUACAGAAUUUGUUCAAGGCCAAACGGCUCGAUGGGGUCUUGCAUGGUCUUUUCUCCCUCCAACCAAAAAGUUUAUUGCAGCAAGUGCACAAGUGAAGAAUCAUAGUUCUUUCAUGCUUGAGGGCCUCCAACGCCAGAUUGGUGCAUUUCAAAUAUUGAAGUCAGUGGAGUCCUUUUUCAUAGCUAUUGGUGCGUCUUGUAAAUCUGAUUUGUCGACAUUUUGUGUUAAUGUCACAAUAUCAGAUGAGCAGACUUGUAAUCUUUCUAACAGUGAUGUAUCAAACAAAUCAGAUUGCGCAACUAAUGGAAUCUCCUUCCGAGUUUCAGUAUUUGAGCAAAUUCCUGGCACACUUCUAGUGAAAGGAUCAUCACUGCAGAAAGAGAAUUUACCUUCUGGAUUAUUCUCGUCAUUGUUCUCACAAUUGGAGGAAGCUUUAAAGACGGAGUUUGUCCAUAAGUCCCCUUGAAACUGAAUCAGCGGAACUACCGUCGGACGCGGAUUAGUUUUGUAGAUGAGAGUCGCAAUGUAAUACAGCCUUUUUGUUUUGUACAUAUGUCUUAUUGUAAAAGAUUUCAAUUGUAGCGGCGACCGUGCUAUUUAAAUGGUAUUCAAACAUUUCCAAUAGAAGAUUUGGUCUUAAACGGUAAA